Molecule: messenger RNA, 1550 nt
Organism: Hordeum vulgare subsp. vulgare (domesticated barley)
Lineage: Eukaryota; Viridiplantae; Streptophyta; Magnoliopsida; Poales; Poaceae
Product: two pore potassium channel b-like
Exons: 1
Coding region: 245-1357 (370 amino acids)
Biological process (GO): stabilization of membrane potential; potassium ion transmembrane transport
Cellular component (GO): plant-type vacuole membrane
Molecular function (GO): calcium ion binding; potassium ion leak channel activity
Source: RefSeq, a predicted model, not a curated record
UGAUAUGUCAGAUUGGACAAUUGUUCUCUGAUUUUUGCAGGCGUAGAGAGAAUCAGUAAUAAGUACAGGCAGCCACGCGGCAUAUCCCGCACCUGUAAACUAGAGAUGUACGGCGCCACAUCUCACACGUGGAAGUGGAAGGUGGAACAGACGUAGAGUCACCCAGAGCAAGAAGAGGCUCGUAUUUCUCCUCUCUGAUCUGCGCAUCUCUGCAUCGCUAGCUGCUGCAACUCUAUCGGCUAGAAUGGCGGCCGAUGGCGUUCAACAACUGCUGCUACCCGGCGCCGGCGCCGGCGCCGGCGACGACCCAGCUGAUGCCAUUGCCAUCCGACAGAAGCCGCCCGCCGGGGUCAAGAGGUUUCGGCGCUGCCGGACGGCGCCCUCCUCCGACCCUGCUGCGUUGGAAGACUCUCGCCCUCCCACUCCCCACAGCAACGCCGGUCAGACCGCACCGGCACCGCCCAAGAAGGAAGUGCUCGAGGGCGGCCGCCCGAGCCCGAGCUUCCGGCUGGUGGGCGUGCUCCUCUUCGCCUACGUCGUCGCCGGCACCACAGCCUUCUACCUCUUCAUGGACCACAUGUCCGGGCACCACAGCGGCAGCCGCUUGAUCGACGCGCUCUACUUCUGCGUGGUGACCAUGACCACCGUCGGCUACGGCGACCUGGUACCGUCCAGCGACGCCGGGAAGCUUCUGGCCAGCGCGUUCGCCUUCGGCGGCGUGGCCGUCGUGGGCACCUCCCUCAGCAAGUCGGCCGACUACCUGGUCGAGAAGCAGGAGUCGCUGGUCUUCCGCGCGGUGCACGCCAACGGCAAGCACCCGGCGCGGGAGCUCCGGGCCAUGGAGAUGAACAAGACGUGGUACAAGCUGUACGCGUCCGGGGCGCUGCUGGCGGCGUCGGUGGCGUCGGGCACGGUGGUGCUGUGGAAGGGGGAGGGGAUGCGGCCCGUGGACGCGCUGUACUGCGUGUGCGCGACGGUGACGACGCUGGGGUACGGCGACCGGAGCUUCGACUCCGCGGGCGGGCGCGCGUUCGCGGCGGUGUGGGUGACGGUGAGCACGGCGGUGGUGGCGCUCUUCUUCCUGUACGUGGCGGAGCUGUACGCGGAGCGGCGGCAGAGGGCGCUGGCGCGGUGGGUGCUGACGCGGCGGACGACCAACACCGACCUGGAGGCGGCGGACCUGGACGGUGACCGGCGCGUGGGGGCGGCGGAGUUCGUGCUGUACAAGCUCAAAGAGCUCGGGAAGAUCAGCCAGGAGGAGAUCUCGGAGUUCAUGGAGGAGUUCGACGAGCUCGACGCCGACCACAAUGGCACGCUGUCCCCCUCAGACCUCGCCAUCGCGCAGGCCACCAUUUGAUUAGUAGUAGACCAUUUCGUUAGUAGCAGCAUUUAUUAUUGGUUAUCGGGAGCCGACAGAGAGCUCAUUGUCAAAGAAUCCAAGUAAGUGGUGAAAAAUUGUGUGUAUUUUCAGGUGAUGCCCAUGUGAUGCCCAUGUAAUCUUGGCCGGUUGCUGGUUAUAUUAAUUUAAAAUCGGUCUAGGUUCAAGUUUU